UCCCUCACUGAGAGAUGUCUUAGAGUCAGCCAUGGGGAGCGAACAGCAGAGAAACCUGCACCGUUUGGUCAUUGUCUCUUUUCUCUUGACCUCUUCAGUUGCUGCAGAUGGUCAGAUCAGAUUGGCUGGCUCUGGGUCCAAUCACUGCUCUGGAAGAGUUGAGAUCUUCCACAACAGCACCUGGGGAACAGUGUGUGAUGAUAGCUGGGAUCUAAACGAUGCUCAGGUCGUGUGCAGACAGUUGCGCUGUGGUUCAGCAGUGAGCGCCCCUCAAUCAACCCACUAUGGUGAGGGGACCGGACAAAUCUGGCUUGAUGAUGUCAGCUGUUCAGGGAGUGAAAGUUCUGUGACUGAGUGUACCCAUCCAGGAUUUGGGACUCAUAACUGUGGACACUCUGAGGACGCUGGUGUGUUCUGUUCAGGUGAGAGGAUAUUAGUUUUACUCUUAAAGUCAAUGGACCGUGUCAGGACCAUGUUAC
This is a messenger RNA of Notothenia coriiceps (black rockcod), 479 nucleotides long. RefSeq names its product putative DMBT1-like protein. Gene Ontology annotation, molecular function: serine-type endopeptidase activity. Gene Ontology annotation, cellular component: plasma membrane. Gene Ontology annotation, biological process: zymogen activation. The annotation marks the transcript as partial. The record is from RefSeq and is a predicted model, not a curated record. The transcript has 3 exons. Lineage: Eukaryota; Metazoa; Chordata; Actinopteri; Perciformes; Nototheniidae.